AUCUACUUCCGGGGUGCCGUUGUCAGCUGCUUCCUGUCGCUCCUACUGUCGGUAGCUCGCUGGUCGUGCUCCGAGGCCGUGCCCUGAGGCUGGAGGAGUUCGCGCCUCCGCUGGUAAACCCUCUCUGGGGCUGUUUGCUGCUAGGAUUGUGCAGGGGUGGUGUCUGGGGGGCUCCUGACCCGCAUCUGGGUCACCGGUUGCUUCCGGCUGAGAGACGACGGGCCGUGGAGCGGAGCGGAGCGGUGAGGGACAGGCGCGGCCCGCGGGGUGCGGUGCCAUGACCUUCAGCGGUAGGAGGCGGUCCCGCGGGGCUGCCGAGGGCUGGGUGCCAGGCCGGGGCCGCACCUGCCCUCGCUGAGGUGUGGAGGCGGCGGUCCGAGAGUGCUGUGGGCGGCUCUGUUCUCUGCGGCCACCCUCGGUGUCCCUGCUGGGGGAGGUUUGCAGCAGAAGAGUUGCCAUUACCGAAGGUUCUUAAUACCAGAUAACCAACCUACUGCCCAGUAACCAUGAAAGAGACGAAGUAGCUUCCCAAGCCUGAGACAAAACCUGUUUUCAAUGGAUACAAAAUAUAAAGACGAUUUAUUUAGAAAGUAUGUACAGUUCCAUGAAUGCAAGCUGAGUGUCUCUGACAGCAAGCAACCUCCGAUUAAUGAUGAAUAUUUGCGAGUGGCAGCAUCAGCCUUGUUUUGCCUUCCCAAAAUUGAUCCCUUUUAUAGAUUUCGGUUGAUAAAGUUUUAUGAGAUGGCUGAAAACUCACUGAGAUCUCUGAAAUCCUCAAGUUUACAUUCUCUGCAUAAUGCAUUCAGCAUGCUUGAGACUCUUGGAAUUAAUCUCUUUCUUUAUCCCUGGAAAAAGGAGUUCAAACAUAUUAAGACCUACACGGGACCCUUUGUAUAUUAUGUAAAGUCUGCCCUCACUGAAGAUGAUGUAAGGCAGAUUCUGAACUACAUGGGCUAUGUCCAAGAAGUGGGAACAAUGUAUAAGCUCAAAGAGCAGAUUGAUGCUAUUCAAGUGAAAAUGGUUUCAUUUGAACUCUUUUUGGCCAAAGUGGAAUGUGAGCAGCUCCUUGAAAUUCAUUUGCAAGUGAAAGAUAAAGGCUAUUUGGAGAUUGAUGUCAUAAAUGAACGGAAAAAUAGCAAUGAAGAUACUAGAGGCUGCUCAGAAGCUAUGAAACGGCGGGCAGAAUGCAAAGAAAACUUAAAUACUUCCAUGGCACGAAUGGUACUUCAGAAAUCAGCAAGUGAACGGGCCUCUAAGGAUUAUUUCAAGCCAAAAGUGAGCAAGCCUUCUAAAUCAGUAGACACAUACGAUAAUUAUUGGGAAAAUAAGAAACCACCAUUGAUGAGCUCACUGAGUCUCAGGAAAGAACCAAUCUUAGUUGAUGCGGAAGAUGACAUCAAAGAUGAAAUUAUUCGUCCAUCACCCUCUCUUCUGACAAUGUCAAGCUCUCCACAUGCGUGUUCAGAUGAAUUCUUGUCAACUUCAUCUCAUCAUAAUGGCAUGUUAAGAACAAAUGUUCCUUACAGCUCCUAUUUUUCUGCUCAAGAGGACUUAGAUUUAUAUACUGAUCCUGAUUCUAGAAGUAUGCUAAAUUUUAAAAGACAGGAUGCUAUUAAGCCUGAUGUGUGGCUGUUAAAAAAUGAUGCCAACGCUGUUUACCACAAACGCGCUCACCUAGCCAAAGAGACAGCUUCCCUCAAGUGCCAGAACUGUGGCAUACCUUGUGGGGCUUCUGUUUGCCAGAAGUGUGACAAUCUGUUCAACUCCAGGCAGGACUACCCAGUAGUGAAACAGAGCACCUAUUCCAUCAAACCACUUCCAAAUGAUGGCUUAUCUCCUGCCUCUGCUUUAAGAGAGAAACCUCAGUACGCAUCACAGACUCAAAGUCAAGAGAGAGCUUCCCAAUUCAGUUCAAAAUCCAAACCUGCGAGCACCUCACGCUGCGGCUUUUGUAACCGAUCUGGAGCUGCAAACACUUGCAUGUUUUGUUCAAAAGUUUCAUGUGACACUUGCCUCAAUGCUUACUAUUAUGAUCCCUGCUGUAGGAAAAGCGAGCUUCACAGAUUCAUGCCUAAUAAUCAGUUAAACUAUAAAUCAACUCAACUGUCCCACGUUGUUUAUAGGUAGACUUGAUUGGUCCAUUUUGGAAGGGAAGGGAAAGGGCUAUUUAAUGUUCUGAGUCCACUGAUGAGAAGAAGAACACUGACCUCUUACAAAAUUGACAUGCCCAAAUAUUUGGAACCAUGAUUCAGUGAUAAGGUGCCAGUUCUUGGUUUUUGUGGCUUAACAAAUGCUGCAGAUAUAUGAUUUCAUGCUGCUGUUAUUUAGGUAACUCCUAAAUCAUCAUUAAUUCUCAAUUUAAAUGAGGGGGAAAAAGAGCACUUUUUUUUUUAAUAAUAUCUUGGCAGCUGUUGCAUUAUAGAAAAGUGACAUCACGCAUUUCACACCAUUUUAGUCAUCUCUUUGCCCAAAUGAAGCCACGUGAGGCUCUGAAAAUUAAGAUUCACGUUUUCCGUGGGUGUUGAAACUACUGCCGUUUUUUGGUAAAGUAUGACUUUCAAAUGUGGAAGAAAUAUGUGAAUAGCUUGUUUUGCCAACAAGGACUAUUUUUCAAAGUGUGUCUGCAUUUCUUGAUCUCCAAAAUGCAAACACCACAGCAUGUCUUUCUAUCUUCGUUUCUCCCUUCUCUCCUUAUGUCCCAGUUGUUUAUCUCAAACUUAUAUAAUCUGAAUCUGAACAAUGUGCUUUAUUUUCUAGUGUUGCCAAUAUCAUCCUGCUGUUUUUUUACUGUAUGGUAUUUUAAAAAAGGUGAACUUGUAUUUCUGUCACUUAAAUUUUGCCUAGUGUUGUCCUUCCUGAUGAGUACAGAUUUUCUUUACUUUCUGUUGCACAUGUAUUAAGUACUGUUCUUUGUACUGUAAACAGGUAAUUUGGAAACUGUUUAUUUUUAAUAAAUACUUAAUAUGUUGAGUUCUUAAAGGUGGUAAAAUCAUUAUAACUACUAAGUCUCUCUGGGUUAUUUGUUCAGGUGACUUUUUGCUUCUACUUGUACUGUAUUUCAUAGCUUGUUGUAGUUGCUGUGGCAGACUGACAUUAUUUGCUCUGAUCAGUUUUUUUUUUAAUCCAGCUUUUCUUCUUUAUUCUGCUAAGGCUACCACUAAACUAGGUGGAGUCUUAUCUAAAAACUGCAAGAUUUUGGUUCUCAGUGCAUGCUUUUCCUUUGUGGUUAUGGGAACUGUAAGUAUAAAUCUUACACUUGCGUCCAAAUUCACUGCAGAGUCUGUAGUGUAGUCAGCGGGUAAUGUGCUGACGUGAUGAAAAAAUCAGAGCUCAUUUGUGUAUCCUGUGUUUACUAUUAAAGUAAACCUAACAAUUAAGGAUGUGAAUCCAGUAAUGAUAUUUAUCUGUGUUACUGUAGCACAUAGGAACCCUUGUGCUAGACUUUGUACAGUUUUGCCCCCAAACAACACCCAGUUAUUAGUGGCUUUAGGGCUUCUUUGUUUCUUUUUGCAUAAAGGAGAAUCCACAAGAAUUCUCCUAACGUCUUAUAUUCAAACUAGCUAGUUAGAACAAAAUAUCAGGCAAACCAAUCUGAUGUGCAAAGUUAAAUGUCUUUAAAAUAUGUUUAAAAAAAAAAAAAACUUGCUGAAUUGUAAACUGUGUAGUCCACUUUGCACUAAAAUUAUUCACUUAGGGUUUUUUAAACACUGUUAGAGUCUAGGCUUUGAAAUGUAAAUGUUGAUCACUGUGUGACAGAGAUGUGCAUGAAUGAUAGUUUUUCUUAAUUUUGGGGGGGAGUGGGUAGAGGGCUUGAGGGUAGCCGUAGGGGGAGGCAUAUAGGCUAAUAAUGUAAAAUAGCUGAAAUAAUUUUAGCCAUAAAUGGGUCUCAGAAGUAUUAUGGAAAUAAGGUGAAACCUGAGUCUUGCAGAGGGCUGAGAACAAUAAGUUACUGUACAGUUUGCACUAAGAGACAAAGUGAAUGGUAUGUGUUUAGCAAUCAGGGAAAUUUCUGAAUCAAAUGACUGCAACUGAAUAUUACGUUAUAGGCAAGUGUUACCUUUCUGACCCUGAAGGUUGGGGUAAAAGUUGUUUAGGUGAAUGGUUUUAAGGUUUUUGAGGUCUCAUGGUUUUUUUUAAUAAAUAUAUGUAUAUAAAUAUAACAAAUGUAGAUACAUUGUGUAUAUAACGAGGAAUUUAAGAACAAUUUUAUUAUUAAAAUACAGCCUAAAGGUGGUUUUCAUUUCAGUGAUUAUUUUAGUUUUGUUCAUCUUCUGAAGUGUCGUGCGUGUAUGGCUGUUGCACAGUGUAUCUUCUAGUUUGCUAGUUCAAUUUCCAUAUAGCUACUCACACUACAGUGAAGAACUAAAACUGUGAUGCCACGUAAUUCUUACAGUGAACAUAGCAGGGAUGAUACUUGCUUUGAAAAGUAAAAGUCCUGUGUAUAUAUGUCAUGGAAUACUGUAGUACAAAACUGUGUUGAAUUGAAGUGAUACCAUGCUCUAUUUUUGUGUAUCUUACUGUAUGAGGUUGCUGUGAUUGAUACAGUAAAAUAUAUGCUAAUUGAAAA
Gallus gallus (chicken) is the source of this 4567-nucleotide messenger RNA. It is a transcript of the gene SPATA2, whose product is annotated as spermatogenesis associated 2. The transcript has 3 exons. Lineage: Eukaryota; Metazoa; Chordata; Aves; Galliformes; Phasianidae. Bases 556 to 2127 code for a protein of 523 amino acids. Gene Ontology annotation, cellular component: cytoplasm. Gene Ontology annotation, biological process: regulation of necroptotic process; protein K63-linked deubiquitination; regulation of tumor necrosis factor-mediated signaling pathway. The record is from RefSeq and is a predicted model, not a curated record.